Messenger RNA from Exophiala oligosperma, 3090 nucleotides. RefSeq lists its product as uncharacterized. The transcript has a single exon. Gene Ontology annotation, biological process: regulation of DNA-templated transcription. NCBI's taxonomy places the organism in Eukaryota, Fungi, Ascomycota, Eurotiomycetes, Chaetothyriales, Herpotrichiellaceae. The coding region runs from base 675 to 2984 and encodes 769 amino acids. The record is from RefSeq and is a predicted model, not a curated record. Gene Ontology annotation, molecular function: DNA-binding transcription factor activity.
CGGCUCUUGCUCGGUCCUAACGGUUCUGUUGGGGGGCUGACGGUUGAUGAGAAGGCCUCUCUUCUGCCUGGUGCCAGCGACGACAGCUGACCGACGGCUCUAUGACCACCACAAAACGGCCAACGAGGUUCGGGGUCUGAUCAUAUAGCCAGCCCAUCAUUGCACAGGACACUUGCAAGAUCUGACUAAUUCUCCCCAGUGAUUGCAAAACCCGCUUUAAAGCAGCAAUCGUCGACCAAAGACCAUACACUAUUACAGUGUCGCCCUCGCGUCGUUUCCUGUCCGGAAUCCACAUUUGAAUUUGGGAUCUGGGAUGUUCCUUCUCUCACUGUCAAAGAGCUGACUGUGGGAGCUGUGAAUCAGAUAGCUAUCCUCGCCAUCAGUGAAGAACCCGGUCCCCCAUCUGACAUACGGUCAGAGGUUGGACACAAAAGGUACCUCUACCACCAGCUAUUCCUACCCGGUUACCUGGUUCCAGCCUUUAUCCGAACACCCCCACGACUUGAUACCGCGGGAUCAUCUAAUCAAAAUAACGAUUGUGUCGCUGAGCACACACAACUUGUCUCUCAGCCUCGUCUCCCUACAGCAAAAGUGAUCAGGGUUGACUAAUCGUUAUCCCUCGCCUUUUAUACGAACACACACCAAACCGGACCAAACCGUCCUUGGAAACGAUCAUGGCAACCACUACGAGCAUACAAGCCUAUGCGAGGCUCCAAUACGGCGAGAGAACCUAUACCUCCUUGGAGUCAAUCUUGGACGACCCCACAGAGAGCCUGGUCUCCUCUGCCGCCUCCAUCAGCAGGCCAAUGCCUGGACAGGGGUUGAACGGUAUCUUGUCUGCCUCUCAGUACCCUCAAGCCCUCAUGGAACCUUAUCACCAGCAGCCCUCCUCAAACACUCGCAAGAGAAAGGCGUCGUCAAGAGAUCAGCAGACAUCAUAUCGUCGUCCUUCAUUCACCGGAGCAGUAAGCGAGAGCAACCACUCGUCAUCGUCGGUAGAACCAGAACAGGCAUCUCCAACGCAGAAGAAGAAGAAGACCACCAAGCGAGGGUCGAUCGACGGCGCAGACGGUCAGCAGCCUGAAGGCAAGAAGCAGCGGGGUCGGCCUCGACUGGACACCCAAGAUGAAACGGCCGCGGACCGUCGCCGCACUCAGAUCCGCCUGGCCCAGCGAGCCUACCGACAUCGCAAAGAGACCACCAUCUCAGCGCUCAAGGAGAAGGUGACGGGUCUUCAAAACACCAUCGAUCAGAUGAACAAGACAUUCCUCACCCUCCACGACAACAUGGUGGAUGCCGGGAUCCUCACGUCACACUACACACUAGGUCGACAACUGCAAGCCGCGACCGAGGAAUUUGUCGCCUUGGCCAAGAUUACGGCCACAGACUCUGACGACGAGGAAGAGAAGAUUACCAACUUUAUGAAGGGAGAUGAUAUCGACGCCGGUGCUCCACAAGAACUACCGCCGCCACCUUCAAGGUCGAAAAGGAAUGCUCGAGUGGACCGGAGAAGAACCAGCCUGGACCAGACAUCGACCGAAGCAGACGUCGAUGCUGAAGACCUUCAAGUGGCCAUGACCAACGUGAACGCCAACGCCAACAACAACAAUGACAAUAAUGACAACGGCGCCUUUUCCAUUGUCCAGGGCGUCUUUGACGACAAUUCCAACCUCCACGGCCUCGACGAUUUACUGGCUUUCAACGCCACGAUACCAGAAUUCAAUUUCAACGAAGAUCCGUCGUCUCUACUGUUGCCGUCAUCGACAACGACGAACAAACAAAACCAUUACCUUCCUUCUUCCCUGUCGUCGUCGCCGCCGCCGACGUCGUCCAACACCAUCGAACGCCCCCUCAAACCGGCCUACCACAGCGGCAACUACACGUACAGUUUCCAGGAGACGACGUUCGCCCGGCGGUUGCACAGACUCUGUCUGGAGCGAGCGUUCCAGUCCCUCACGAGCCCUCACGCGGACCCGGAGAAGGUCAAGCACACGUUCCGCUUCACGUUUUGCUUCAGCAACCGCAGACGCAUGCUCAUCCGGUUCCAGGAGAUGCUGAAGCGCAAGGCCGGCGAGUCCCUCGAGAACUGGAACGCCCCGUUCUUCCACGUCGGCGGCGCCGGGCUGCACUUCCCCCGCCGCGACGAGGACGGGAACCCGAUCUACCCUCCCAACAUGGUCAGUCCGAGGCGCGCCCUGGUGGGUCCUCAGCCUUUCGUCGAGGUCGAGACCCCCCGCGCCGAGGCCCCCGGGACCCAAGAGAUGCUCGAGGCCAUCGGGUUCGGCGGAGAGUGGUACGACUCUCACGACGUCGAGGAAUACCUGAAAACAAAGGGUAUAUACCUCGACGGUCAGAGUUCGUUCGUCGAAGUGGUCGACCCGAACAGUUUGGUCAUGUCGCUCGCCGACAAGGCCGGUGGUACUACCGGUGGUCCUGGGGUUUUUGGCGACGUAUCGACGUCCACGGCCAUGUCGAGUUCAGGUGUCACACCUUCGGAUGAAGUCAACAUUCGCACCCCCAGUCCACUUGAAUUACCAUCCAUGGGGUCCGUCGACGGCUUGAAUCGUAACCGUGCUCAUGACACUUUUUUCGCCGCGGAUUUCGAAGACACGUACGUCAACAACGGUAUAGACCGCAACCACCCCGGCCACAACGAUGCCUUAAUCGUCGACAUGUUUCAAAACUUGAGCGGCCCCAACCACAACACGUCGUCGACUGCAGCAGCAGGAGAGCAAGAUUUGUUGAACUCUCUGCAGUUCGGAUUGGUGGACAAGUUGGGAAUGCGCGUGCGGAAAAACGACGGUGACGACGACCCUUGGGCGACGUACGCCAUGUUGAGCCGGUCCAGACCGCCCAUCACCUUCGACGUCGAGGCCUUUUUGGAACGCAUGGUUGGAGACAGUGCAUGUCUGGGACGGGCCCCUGGUUUCAGAAAGGAAACCAUCGACAAGGCCUUGGCCAUGAGUUUACAAGAGGGUUUUUAGGUACUUUGUGACCCGACUUUUGUUUUAUUUUUUAUUCUUGUCAUCAUGAAACAUGAACCAGGUAUUAUGGAUUAAUAAAUAUGAUUAUACUCCGUAAUGGGGGGGG